This is a messenger RNA of Penicillium mononematosum, 1560 nucleotides long. RefSeq lists its product as uncharacterized. The coding region runs from base 1 to 1560 and encodes 519 amino acids. NCBI's taxonomy places the organism in Eukaryota, Fungi, Ascomycota, Eurotiomycetes, Eurotiales, Aspergillaceae. The transcript has 7 exons. The record is from RefSeq and is a predicted model, not a curated record.
AUGGCGGUUUGGUGGUUUAUGUUACUUUGGGUAUUGCCUCCCUCUUUCGCAACCGCUGGAGUCAUAAAUCUUGCCAGAAGCACAGCUUUGUCGGAUCUAUCUGGGGGGGUUCUGUCGCAGUUACAGAUUUGGAGACCCCGGAUGCUUAUCGAUUGUGUAGCGGAUAUUGCUAACAAUGUUUUGUACAUGGUUGGUCUCGAUGGAGGACUCAUUCCAGAUGACGGCGACGCUUCGAACAAUUAUCUCGUGACGCUCGAUCUCACGUCUUCUUUCUCCACCUCCGAGGGCAAGAACUAUAAAAUGACCAAGAUAGACACCGACGUUCCCAAGAUUAAAGACAUGGCGCUCUGGUCCAACGCGGAAAACUCGACAUUGUACCAGUAUGGAGGCAGGUUUCUGGACAACAUCACUUCCGAAGACACGAUCUGGACCUAUACUGUCAAAGACAAAUUGUGGGGCAAACAGGAUGGCACCAUUCAGCCCUCGCGGCUGGAGUACGGUGUGUAUACGAAUGCGCCUGCUAUCCAAGCCGGUUUUUGGAUAGGUGGUUAUCGGGCUAGUGGUACGACAGUUUCAAUCACAGACUCAACAAGGGAAUACGCCACGGGGCUGAUUCAAUUAAAUACCACAACCGGGCAGUACACAUCUCUCGACGGGCCUUACGAAGCUGUCGAAGAAGGUUCACUUUCAUACGUGCCAGUUGGCGACAGGGGAAUUUUGGUGUAUAUUGGUGGCGAUGUUCCCUCCAUUAAGGAUGGAAUAAACGCUACGAUGAGCUCGAACCCAUGGAGCCAUGUCCAAGUGUAUGACAUUGCUGGGGCAAAAUGGUAUAACCAGUCCACGACGGGAACUGUAGCGUCCCGAACACAAUUCUGUGCCUCUGUGCAGCACGACGAAUCCUCGUCCUCAUAUCAGAUAUAUGUUCUUGGAGGGGCAGACCUGAAAUCCAAAGACACUAUUCUGGAUGUGUAUGUGAUCUUUGGAAUUGGCGGAAGACGUGCCUGGGCAGAUGAUGGCAAGGCAGGUUGUUACGAUGCUCCAGCCUUCAUAUAUGACGCUCAAUCUGAGGCGACACGAUCGUCGUUUGAUCCCGCCCUAUCUUCAUUUUCCCUAUCUUCUUCGACGGCCAGCGAUAUCAAGGCCUCUCCAUCCCCCUCACCAUGGGCUGAUUCAGCCCUUAGAAACCUAUUUGGAAAGAGUGAGGCAACAACCAAUACUACCGCUAAUAACGAAACCUCUUCCACAUCCGAGCCACAGGAAGUCAACACAUCCGAUCCAACGAUCAGGGGUGCCAUCGCUGGAGGGGUUGCCGGUGGCGUGGCUGGCCUAGCCCUGAUUAUAGGCUUGUUGUGGUUCUUCAUUGCAAGGAAUAAGAAGCAAAAGAAUGCGAAAUUGAGUGAGCCUGAGAUUGUAACACACCCAGUGCAGCCGAUGCCUGAGCUUCCAGUGGGCGCCAGAGAUGGGCGCUCUGAGUUGCGCGGGGACAUGUACAUGUGUUUGGAACUUCCUGCGGAUAAUAAGAGGGAAAUAUCCGAACUAGGCAGUGAACGGAACAGGUAG